Messenger RNA from Athalia rosae (coleseed sawfly), 2150 nucleotides. RefSeq names its product beta-1,4-N-acetylgalactosaminyltransferase bre-4. The record is from RefSeq and is a predicted model, not a curated record. Gene Ontology annotation, molecular function: N-acetyl-beta-glucosaminyl-derivative 4-beta-N-acetylgalactosaminyltransferase activity. Lineage: Eukaryota; Metazoa; Arthropoda; Insecta; Hymenoptera; Athaliidae. The transcript is spliced from 2 exons. The coding region runs from base 7 to 987 and encodes 326 amino acids. Gene Ontology annotation, biological process: glycosphingolipid biosynthetic process; carbohydrate metabolic process.
UUUGAGAUGAUCCCUAAGGGUGUCGUCUCUCAGAUUUCGGAGCACAUCCGAAGCCUCUCCAUAGCAAUAGCGACGAUUUUGGCUCUCUGCUAUUGUCUUCAUCCUGGUCGCUUCGCCUCGCACUAUAGCCACAUAAAGACCGAAGACAUCUUCGAAGAGUUGGACAAGACAUGGCCACCUGGAAAUGAUUCCUGCCCGUUUAAUAUAAGGGGUAGAAAAUCGUUGUCAUAUUUGCUCUACCCGAUAGACAAUGCCCAGGAAAAUCCAGCAGCCUUGGCUAAGCAACUUGGAAUUUCACCGGGUGGACAAUGGCGCCCUUUGAAUUGUCGCCCACUUUUCAAUGUUGCUAUUAUACUACCUUAUCGUAAUCGACAUGCCCAAUUAACUACAUUCAUAUCUUUUAUUCACCCGUUUCUCCAGGCACAGAACCUCGACUAUAGAAUAUUCAUCGUUGAACAAACCGAGGGCAGAGAAUUCAAUCGGGCAAAAUUAUUCAAUGUCGGUUUUUCCGAAGCUAUUAAAUCCAGCGACUUUCACUGUUUUAUAUUCCAAGAUAUAGAUUUAAUACCGCAGAAUCUCAACAACAUAUACGCUUGUACAAAAAUGCCUAGACACAUGAGCUCCAGUGUAAAUACAUUCAGAUAUAAUUUACCAUACAAUGGAUUAUUUGGUGGUGCCAUUGCUCUCACGCGUGAACAUUUUCAACGUGCUAAUGGAUUUUCGAAUGUAUUUUACGGCUGGGGUGGAGAGGACGAUGAUUUCUAUAGUAGGCUACAAACCAGGGGAUUAAAGGUUUGUCGAUUUGGGCCUGAUGUUGCUCAGUAUUAUAUGUUGAUUCACGCCAAAGAACCGCCGAGUAGUGCACGAUUUGUUAAUCUCGAAACCGGUGCUCGAAGAUAUGAUACCGAUGGUAUUAGUAAUCUUGAGUACAGAGUAUUGGACCACCAAUUGCGUCCACUUUAUACAUGGAUAUUAGCAGAAAUAUAACGUAUGUAUUUUUCACCUCCAUUAUUUAAAGUAUUGUUCUUGAGAGAAAAAAAGUAAACGAACCAACACAAAAGCAAAGAAAAUUUCGCAUCUGGUGUAGUAUUAAUGUAUAUUUAUUAAUUAUCAAUUAAUAAAUACAAGCACAUAAACAUUGCAUAGUAUGUAUGUAUAAGUUGAUAAAAAGAAGAAAGCAAAAGUAAUAUGAAUAGUAGUAAUCGUAAUAAUUUACAAGCAUAGUGUAUAGUCUAUAGAUCACAUAACUAUAUAAAUACGUAUAGUAUACAUAUAUAUAAUAUUUAAUACUCCGACGACGUGUCUUUUAUUUUUAUUUAUUUCGUUUUCAAAAUUUCUUUCGCUUACAUAUAACAUACAUACUGAUAAUAAUCUCACAAAAUGGGUGUUAAAAAAAUAACAUUACUAGUAGACUCGUGUUAUGAAUUUUAAGUAGCGAUAAGUAAAAUAUCGACGUGAGUUGUAUGUGUAUAUAUAUAUAUAUAUAUUUGUAUAAAUAUAUACAUAGGUAUGUGUUUGACACUAGGCAUCUCUAUUAAAUAAUGAUAAUAAUGAUAACAAAUAAUAAUUAAAGAAACACAAUGGUUUCGUGAUUGAUACAAUUUUUGAAUAUGAAAUUCAUUGUUAUUUAUUAUUUUACAUCUUUGAUUAAUAACCAGAGGGGUCAUAUGUGAUAAAUUGUACAUACCAUGAUUGAAAAGUCAGAAAUUUGAUUUCUUAUUAAUGAUGACUACCUGUUUCAUUGGAAGCAAUUUUUUAGCUCAGAGGUGAUGUAUUUUUACUUGGAAGAAAAUUAUUAUAAAAAUAAAAGAAAAGAGUAAUCUCACAAACAGGAAAAAAAAAAAAAAACUAAAAGGAAUAGAGUCGUAAAAAUUGGUAUUCGUCAUUCCUCUACUUUGUCAAUCAAUAAUUAUUUUUACAAUUCACACACCUAUCUCAUAAGAAUUAAUGUAAAAUAUUAAUCGUUCAUGUUCACACAUACCAACUACGCAAUGAUCGACAACCAUUCAGGCAAGCAUACUUCGUAAAAUGAAGGGGGGAAAAUGAAAAAAAAAAAAAAACAAUAAUAAGCUUUCGAUAUUUAAAGUUUGAAAUAAAUGGAGUUUGAGAAAAGGGAAAAAAUGUCUAUAAAAUGUUGUUUUUUUUUUUUU